AUGAUCCUUUUAGAAAUUAAUAACCGCAUCAUAGAGGAGACGCUGACGCUGAAGUUCGACGGCGCGUCCAAUGGAACCAAGCCAGAGGCUGUGGAAGUGACCUUUGCAGAUUUUGAUGGCGUCCUUUACCAUAUCUCCAACCCCAAUGGGGACAAGACCAAAGUGAUGGUCAGCAUCUCCCUGAAGUUUUACAAGGAGCUUCAGGAGCACGGAGCUGACGAGCUGCUCAAGAGAGUUUAUGGAAAUUUCUUGGUUGCACCUGAGGCGGGUUACAACGUGUCUCUCUUAUAUGACCUCGAAGCAUUGCCAGCCAACAAAGAAGCAGUUGUCCACCAAGCAGGGAUUCUCAAAAGGAACUGCUUUGCCUCCGUCUUUGAGAAAUACUUUAAGUUCCAGGAGGAAGGCAAGGAAGGAGAGCAGAGGGCCGUAGUCCACUACAGAGAUGAUGAGUCUAUGUAUGUGGAGUCGAAGAAGGACCGGGUCACUGUGGUUUUCAGCACAGUCUUCAAAGAUGAUGACGAUGUCAUUAUUGGAAAAGUCUUCAUGCAGGAGUUCAAGGAGGGCCGGCGAGCCAGUCACACUGCCCCACAAGUGCUUUUCAGCCACAGGGAGCCCCCCCUGGAGCUGAAGGACACGGACGCAGCAGUCGGAGACAACAUCGGAUACAUCACUUUUGUGCUGUUCCCCCGUCACACCAACACCAAUGCCAGAGACAACACCAUCAACCUCAUCCACACCUUCAGGGACUAUCUGCACUACCACAUAAAGUGCUCCAAGGCCUACAUUCACACACGUAUGAGGGCCAAGACGUCAGACUUCCUCAAGGUCCUGAACCGGGCCCGACCAGACGCCGAGAAGAAGGAGAUGAAGACAAUCUCGUAA
Knipowitschia caucasica is the source of this 882-nucleotide messenger RNA. NCBI's taxonomy places the organism in Eukaryota, Metazoa, Chordata, Actinopteri, Gobiiformes, Gobiidae. The record is from the annotation of a GenBank genome assembly.